UUCCUCCAUCAAACAAAGUGCUCCACCGUUCACCGGUAACUGGAACUCCUCGGUGACUGGAUCCACUCAUCUACGAACCCCAUCCCAUCUCCACCCCCGUCGUUCUACAGAAUUACCAUAGCCCGAUCUUCUGGCCUUCUCCCUCCACUUUAGGCUUCAAUCUCCCCGUUCAAAACCCUAAACUGUAAAAAUCCUAACCCUAGAGGCAUCGUCGUCGUCGUCAGAGAAUGGCGCCGGUGAUGUUUCCGGUGGGGGCGGAGGUGGAGGUGAGCUGCGAGGACGAGGGCUUCUACGGGGCCUGGUACGAGGCCCGCGUUAUCCGGGCUGCCUCUCGUCGCCGCCCAUACAUUGUUGUCUACGACUCCCUCGUCGACGACUCCGACGAAUCCCGCCCCCUCUUCGAGACCGUCGUCGCUGCCAAGAUCCGCCCCCGCCCCCCGCCGCCCCCCGAGCCCCAGAUCUUCACCCUCCACCAGCUCGUCGACGCCUUCUAUAACGACGGGUGGUGGGCUGGCGUCGUCUCUGCCGUCCCUCCGCAGGGCGGAGGGAAGUACUCCGUCUGCUUUCCGAACACUAGGGAGGAGAUGGAGUUCGCCCCGGCGGAGCUGAGAACCCGGCGUUACUGGAUCCGAGGCAAGUGGGUUUCUCCCGAUGGGAAGGAAACAGAGAAGGUGAUGUAUAGCACAGGAACUCAAGUUGAAGUUGCCCGUGUUUAUGGAAAAUUUCCUGCUACUUGGUUACCUGCGGUUGUUGUUAAACCAAUCUGGAGGAACAUUUUCUUGGUUGAGUACAGGAGCUUUGAAACCGAGGAUGAGAGAUCAAAGAAAGAGAUUGUUGAUUUGCAAGACAUCAGACCUUGCCCUCCACAUUCGUCAGAAGAUAGAAAUUUUGACCUGCAUGAUGUGGUUGAAGCAUUCUACAGAAAUGGCUGGUGCCGGGGAGUUGUUGCUAGGAUUAAUGCCAGGUCAAGGUACAGCAUUAAGUUAAUGCAUUUGGAGGAAGAGUUGGAAUUUAGCCAUGCAGAGGUGAGGCUUCCCUAUGAUUGGGAUAAUGGAAAAUGGGUCCUUGCAUCACAGGACAAAUCUACCAGACAGAGCAGUAGUGGGACAGAGUCAGUGAAUCAUGAACAGUAUUCAAAUGCAAGCAGUAUUGCUGAUAAAUCCAAGGGCCCUCUUUCAGUCAUGGCUUUGAGUUUUGAGGGGGAUGAAACUCUCUGUAAAUCAGGCAUUUAUACCAUGAAUUUUGAGAACCGGCAGAUAGCAAGAUCAACAUUUCGAAGCCGGCUGGAGUCAUCCCAGCCUCGGAAGAAAUGGAAGAAAGGUGAAGAAGCAAUUGAGGACAAUGCAAAGUUGUUGGAUUUCUUGGUGAUGGCAAGGAGCACCAAAACUCCUAGCAGGGUGGGGACAGGAUUUGAUAUUACCACACCAGCUACCAAAGUGAGAGCUAACUUCCACCUUAGAUCCUUCAUAAUUGACAGGUUCGGCUACUCCAAGAACCUUUUAAAGGAUAAGAAUAUGGUGGGCCCAGACCAUAUGACACCAUCAUGCACAGGUUCCUUGUUAGAGGCGGAAAAUCAUGAAACACUUGUGCCAGCAAAGCAUGGUCUAGAGUCAUUGACACUACACACUCCCAUUAGCAUGAUUGGACUGUCAAGCAAGAGGGGAGAAUCUAGCAAGCAAGGGAAGGAUGGAUCUAAAAACAAGUCAGGAACAUUGCAUCUCUGUUGCUCUUCAUCAAGUAAAGGUGCUGGUUAUGCUCAGUGCCCUUCGACAAAUGAUCACCCAAAAAAGAAGCUUGUCUCUAAACAUCAACAAGACAAGCUGCCUGAUGACAAUGGUCUCAGACAGCUUACAGUUGGAGAGAAAAGAAGGAAGAGAGGUAGACCUCAGAAAAUAAAACUAUCAGAUGGAAGUGUGUCAUUACAAGGACACAAUGUGAAACAAUCUGAGGGAAGCAGUCAUGUGAGAAUUGUGAGCGAGCAUGCUCAAGAAGUUGGUGUUUCUGCUAUAGUUGACUCUAGUUGUAUUACCUGUGAAGUUCAACCUCCUUGUCAUGGCUCCAAGGAAAGGGGCCAUGAAGAUUCUCCAUCUGCCUUAGACUCUCAGGGAACACUAAUGGGAGAGAAUGUUUCUAAGAUGACCGAUGUUCAAGAAGUCAACAAAGUGGUUAGUGAGCAAUCUGUUGAAGACCAUUCCAUGUCUCAACUACAGGUGAUAACUCAACAUGACCGUAUAACAGGAUUGGAUGCAUUAAACCUGGCAAUGGGUUCUAAAAAUGCAUGGCUGAUCGAAACCUUGAACUCUUGCAUACAGCAGAGUGAUGCCGGAAGUGAAGAGCAACAUGGGGAUUUGGCUCCUCCUUUAGGUGGUCAAAUUGAUCAGAGGGCCCCUACUGGGAAAGUAAAGGCUGUGACUGAACCCCGUUGCGAGUCACCUCCAAAGAAGUCAUAUUUGCCAUUUGAGAAACGCUCUUCCUUGUGGGAAUCUUUUGAGUCAAUGGAAAUAUUAUCAGCAAUGCCACAACAGCCGCAUUUUCGCCCCUUGGGACAAUACUGUAAGGAGUUUCGUGAAGGAAUGGCUAUAGGUUUGAUGGUGACUUUUUCUGACUUGCUAGUCAGAAUACGCAAGCUACAGAUAACUGAUUCACGGAGCAGAUUUGAUGAAGGGUUGAAAACUCUUGUGCAUUUACAAGAACAUGGUUUCAAUGUUCAAGGUGCACGUGCACGCCUCGAGGAGUUACUUAGGAUGAAAGAUAAUCAGGAGCAACUUCUGGAGAAGAAGUUUGCGUUGGAAGUGAUUAUCUCAGAGAAGCAGAAGGAGAACGAUUGCCUAAAUUCUGAGAUUCAAGAAAUUGACAAGGCCAUCAAAAAUUUGGAGGAGUCUCUCAUGCAGUUCCGGCAGAAAAAAGCUUCAAUGUUGAAACUAAAAGAGGAUAAUGACUCUGAGUUGGUGAAACUGCAAAUGGAUGCAAGCUCUGUUGAGGAAGUUCUUACAUCUGCUAAACAAGACUUUGAGGGCAUCCUUGCUGCUUCAUGGUGAAGUUGCUGAGAUGCUGGUGCUGAACAAGUGAAGGAAUGAAAUGUAAUCUUCUGCAGAACUAAUGCUUGUACAAUGAAAUGCCAGUAUUUUAAGUAUUUUCUGUGUAAAUUUAUGUUGGCCUGUUCGCCAACAUACUUCUCUUACACUUCAGCUAACAUCUGUGACAUGUCACUAUGAUCAAUGGAUGGACAACAUGAAUCACCAAAA
This is a messenger RNA of Elaeis guineensis (African oil palm), 3245 nucleotides long. Its product is annotated as DUF724 domain-containing protein 7. The record is from RefSeq and is a predicted model, not a curated record. NCBI's taxonomy places the organism in Eukaryota, Viridiplantae, Streptophyta, Magnoliopsida, Arecales, Arecaceae.